AUGCAAAAAAUUAUAGAUACAUAUGAAAUAAUUGGAAACAUAGAUGAGCAAAAAUCUAUUUCGUCAAAUAAUGUAGUAAAUAAUGACAAAACUAAUUUCUGUGAUAAUGAUAAAGAAACUAUAAAAUGCAUAAAACAAAAUGAAUUAAGUGGAGAAAAAGAAAAAAUAACCACAGAAAAUAUAAUAAAUAACUUAAAGGAAGUAAACAAUUUAGACGAAGGGAAAAAUGACAAAGAAAACCCAAAGAAAUUGGAAAGCCAAAAAACUGUAGAUGUAUAUAAAACAUUUACCAACACAGCUAUUCAUACAUCCAAAACAUUAAGUUUGGAAAAUGUAAAAAAUGAAAACAAUAAUGAAAAGGUAAACAAAUAUUCUGAUAACAAAUCGGAAAUAUUAGAUAAAAAAAUAUUGAUUACUAAUGACAAAUCUAACAAAAAUAAUGAUCAAAUUAUAAAAAAAAAUGGAAACUUUGAAAUUGGAAAAAAUGAAUCCAUAUUAGAAGAAGAAUUAAACAAUAAAACGAAAGGAAUAAACAAUAUCAACAAUGGUUAUACUAAUAUAAAUAAAAACGACAAAAAAAUAAGCCAUAAAAAACAUUAUAAAAUAUUAAUACACGCGCCUGCUUGUUGGAAAGGAACUAAUUUUAAUUCUACCCCAUAUGUUUUAGCUUACGAUAAAUCAAGUAAUUUUUUAAUAUAUAAUGAAUCUCCUUUAGAAAUUGAAAAAUAUAUUAUUGACGAAAAUGAUAAAAAUUUUGAAAAUAAAAUAUUGACAAUUCUAUUUUAUGAUUCUCUUGAUGCAUGUAAUAAUUGUAGUAAUAUUAUAAAAAAAAAUGAAGAAGAUUGUGAAAAAGAAGAAAUACCUAAACCACUUAGUGCUUUUUAUCUGCCUAUAUGUAAAAUAGAUUUACGAAACGAUUCGGUAAAAUAUAGAUUAGCAUUAAAUACGAAUAACAUAUCGUCUAAUAUAAAUAUUAAUGAAGCUAUUAAUUUAUUUAAUAAUAGUUCUAAAAUAACUGGACAAAAUAUUAACAAAUUCAGUCUACAUUUUAUAUUAAAAAAUAAUAAUUAUACAGGAAAUGAUCCAUAUACUUUUUUAAAACAAACCAAAUUUUAUGGAGUUCCACGUUCAAAUUUAUCAACAUAUACUGCAAAAUAUAAACCAAAUGAUUGUGUAAAUAAUAAUAUAACGGAUAAGUAUCAAAUAAAUUCAUCAAAAAGCCAAAUUAUUCCAUUAAAGCCAGAUAAUUCCGAAAAAAAACAAUUUGCGUCUUUAGAAAGACUAAAAAAUAAAUGGGAAAAUUUUGCUAUUAAUAAUAAUGAAAAUUUAAAGGACUCUUUAGAUGGAAUUAAGAAAAUUAAUAAACCCAAAACGGAGGAAUUUAAACAAGGAAUUAAUGGAAGCCAAUCUUUGGUUGGAAAUGUUAAAUCAGAGUUACUGCGAAAACUAAAUAAGGAAGGUAUAUAUGAAUAUAAUGGUAAGAGCACAUUAAAUUUCGAUGGUAAAAUAACCUCGAAAGACAAAACAGAAUCUAUUAAAAAAGAGGAAAAAGAAAACACCUUUGAUUCGAUACGUAUAAAAUAUGAAAAUAAAAUAAAUGGAAGCAAAAUGACAAACGAUGUUAUUUUAAAUCAUACAAAAAAUAAAUCGUACUAUGAUUUAUUAUCACAAAAUGAUGAUAAAAGUAAAAUAAACUUCGACAUAAAAGAUGAUAUAUUGCCUGACGACAGUGCUUCAAUGAUUCAUGUUCGUCAGCAAAGAUCUAUAUAUUCAGAGAAGGAAAAAACAAAUCAAAGUAAUUACAAUAAUUAUGAUUGUAAUAUACAUGGAGACAUGGAUGGAGAAAGCACUUUAACGAAUAAUUUCCGAACAGUCAAUAAAAUAUAUUCUGGUGUUAAAGAAAUGCUAAAAAAACAAAAUAUGAACAAAAAAAAUGAUUCGAUCUAUAAAGAUUCAAAUAAUGCAAAAGUAGAAAAUAUGGAAAAUUAUUGUGAAAGCUCGAUUUAUAGCAAAAAUGACGAUAAUAAAACUGGGAACUACAUUCAAUUAGAUAAUUUAAAGAAUUUUAAUACAAGCAACUCUGUAUGUUUGUCUAAUUUAAAAAGUGAAGAAAAUCUUAUAUUGGCAAUUAACGAAAUAAAACAAUGGAUGGAAAAAAUUGAUGAUAAAAUGAGUACUAUAUCAUAUGAAAAAAGUGAGUUAGGAAUUAUAAAUAAUACAAAAGAUACAGGGAACGGAAAUAAUACAGGUAAGAUAGUUGUCAACGGAAUUUGUAAUGGGCUUCAAAGAGGAUAUUCCAAAGAUGAAAAAUAUAAUCGAAUGCUAAAAUUUUUGAUAAAAAAUGUGAAGAAAAAUAUAAAGCUGAAAAAAAUGAGCACAUACAAAGGAUGCUACCUAAAUAUAAGGAAUUUAUAUUUAAUGAAAAAGAAUGAAAAGAUAAAAUUUGAAAACAAGUUAUUAAAAAAAGAUUAUGAUAAUUUAAAAUCAAAGUAUAAAAAUGUGUUAGUAAAAUUAUGUAAGAAAAUAUUUUUGUUAAAAUAUUACACUACUAAAGACAGGUCUAAUUAUGAUAAAAAAUAUGAAAACAUGAUGAGACAUUUACAAUCCGAAAAAAAUAAUUUAUUAAAUAUAAUCGAGGAAAAAAAAUAUGAACAAGAAAAUAACAUAAAUAUAAAUAUGAUGCUAUCAGAUGAGUUAAAAAAAUUACAAGAAGAAAACGAAUCGAUUAUAAGUAAUAAUAAUUCAUAUAAAACUGAAGUAGAAACUAUAAAUAGUAAAUAUCAACAUCUACAAAAUGAUUUUAAUAAAAUAAAAAGCGAACAUGAGAAACUUAAAAUAGAGCAUAAAAAUAUUAAAAGAGAAAAUGAAAAUAUUAAAAUCGAAAAAGAAACACUAAUAAAAGAGUUGGGAGAUACGAAAGCUAAAUAUUUUAAUAUGACUGGAAUAUUACAAGGGGAAGAAAAAAUGUAUGCUAAAAAAAUAAAAGAGUUAGAAGAAAAAUUACAAAAAGAAAAAGAAGAAAAAAAAAACAUUAUAAAUGAUGUUAAGGACGAAAUAGAUACAUUUACUAAAAUACUUGAAAAAAAGGAAAACGAAAAUCAUAAAAUUAAAGAAAAAUUAAAGGAAUUGAAAAAUAUUGAAGAAAAAUAUGAAAACACACAAAUUAAUUUUGAUUCAUUAAAAAAAGAAUUUGAAAAAUCAUUUGAUGAAGUACAAAUUAUUUUAAAAGAAAUGAUACAAAAAGAAAAGGAAUACACAAAUAGUUAUAAUAAAUCAAUUAGAAGUUUAGAAAAAGAACAUAAACAUAUGAUAGAUAAAUUAUUAACAGAAAAAAAUGUAGCAAUAGAACAAAUCAAUUUUUACAAAAAUAUGUGUAAAAAUCAAUGUAAUAAAAUGAUUGUCUUUGAUGAAAGCUUAAAAGCAGUCGAACAAUUAUUAGAACAUAUAUUAUCUCAGUAUCCACAUGUAUUAAAUGAAAUUGGAAUUAAAUGUAGAAAUAAUAUAUCAAAUAAAUCGAUAGGAAAAAUACAAUAUGAAAAUAUUCAUGCUGUUAAGGAUAAUAUAAAAUUGAUUCGAAAAUCUUUAAAUCAUUUUAAAAUGAAUUCAAAGUCUACUAUUCACAACUUUGUUGGAACUAAUGAACAUGGAAAAAAAUAUCACACAGAUAAUAUAUCCGGAACCGUUGUUAGAGGUUGUAAUGGUAGGAGUGUCUCUCUUAGACAUAAUAAAACAAAUAGAUGUGGAAGUAUAAGUCGAAAUAGUUCUAAAAAAUGUUCUCAUAAUAAUAAUGAUUUAAAUUGUCAUAAAAAUCAAUAUGCUUUAAAAAGCUGUUACAAUGGCGAUGAUAAAAUAUAUGAAAAUAUCUCAAAUUUUGAGUACAAAAAAAAUAAUGAUAAAGCUGAAUUGCUUAGAAAAAAAAACAUUAAUGAUAGUAAUAAUGCUAGAAGUGCUUCUACAUUUUCUCAAAAUGCAAAAAAAAAAAAUAUAGAUAUAAAAAAAAAAAUAGAUAUAUAUAACACAUUACUACAAAAAACUAACAAUUUUAGCAAACUUUCUAGCAAUAAUGCGGAAAAUACUAAUAAUUCAGAUAAAGAAAAAACCAAGUUUUCAACACAACAUGAUAAAAAUAACAAGUAUUAUCACUUUGUUUCGAAAAAUAAUGAUAAAAUAUUAGAUCAAAUUAAACAAAACCAACUUAGUGAUAUGCAAAUGAUUGACUAUUCAAAAGGUCAUGAAAAUGUAAAGACACAUAUAAAGGAAAGACAAUCUCAGGAAUAUUAUGAACAAGGAGAAAAUAUUCAAUGCGACCUUGAAGAUACAUAUCCAGAUGAUAGGACCAUAAAUAAAGAAUCUUCUUAUAAGUUAAGAGUAAAUGGAAAUGGUAAACGAGAGGAAUAUUAUAAAAUAUGUUCAGAAGAAAAUGAUUUAAAUAACUAUGGUGAAGAUGAAAUAUGUGAUGGUAAAAGUCACAAAAAAGAAAAAUCAAAUUUAUAUUGUGAAAAUAAUGAUACAUAUGAUAAUAUGAACAACGAAAUAACCGAAUUAAAUAAUUUUGAUAUAGUAAAUAUGUAUGAACAUUUAAAUUAUUCAAGUAAUGUGAACACACCAGAUAGUCUUCCAACAAAUAUUUUUACAGAAUCUGAUGUGAAAAAAAAAGAAAAAGAUCAUAUCAUAAAUGGUGAUUAUGAAGUAACAAAUAAUAAUAUAGAUAAAAUCGAAAAAAUGAAACUAAAUAAUUCAAAAAAUAUUAAUAAAUUUGAUAAAAAUAAUUUUAAUGAAGUUAUAUCUUUUAUAGAAAAAAAUGUUAUUAAAAAUUGUGAAAUAAAAACAUUAUGA
Plasmodium yoelii is the source of this 4836-nucleotide messenger RNA. RefSeq names its product conserved Plasmodium protein, unknown function. Lineage: Eukaryota; Apicomplexa; Aconoidasida; Haemosporida; Plasmodiidae. The transcript has a single exon. The record is from RefSeq and is a predicted model, not a curated record. Bases 1 to 4836 code for a protein of 1611 amino acids.